This is a messenger RNA of Cladophialophora bantiana CBS 173.52, 1578 nucleotides long. RefSeq lists its product as uncharacterized. Gene Ontology annotation, molecular function: zinc ion binding; DNA binding. Lineage: Eukaryota; Fungi; Ascomycota; Eurotiomycetes; Chaetothyriales; Herpotrichiellaceae. Gene Ontology annotation, biological process: DNA-templated transcription. Bases 1 to 1578 code for a protein of 525 amino acids. The transcript has 2 exons. The record is from RefSeq and is a predicted model, not a curated record.
AUGCGGUCUCACCGGGCCAGUGCCACGAGCACGCAGUCGGCAGAGCGCUCAGAACUGCCACCGUCUGCAUCGCCGGGAUCUGUGGGCUAUCUAGGAGAAGAGAGCAUGAUGCUUCAGAACCCCAGCGCGCUCCAGUUCGACGACGAGACCGAGGCAGAGACGGCCGAAUUCUACGCAAAGACGCUGCUGUCCACCGGCGCAGUAGCCUUGCCCUCACAGAUGCUGGUCGCCGCUCUGACCGAUGCUUACUUUGAACACAUUCAUCUCCACCAGCCCCUUGUCGACCGCACAGACUUUGAGCGUUUUCAGUCGCCUCUGCUGGUACACAGUGUCUGCAUGCUUGCAAGUGCCUAUGGCCACCGACGAGGAGGCAUAAGCCAGCUGAGUGCGGCCAAGAAGUACUACCUGAAGGCAAAAUUGCUCUUGGCUACAGAGCAUGAACGAAAUAAAUUGGUGGUUCUCAAGGCGCUCUGUCUGAUGACCUGUCGAAGCAUGACCGAACCGACCGUGAUUUGCCUAGACAGCCUCUGGCAUUGGCUAGGGGCAGCAUCGCGCUAUGCAAUCCACAUGGGUCUUCACAAAGAAGCAACCUACAGCGGCAACCAAGAUGCUGGAACCCGUCGAAGGAUGUGGUGGCAUCUCUUCAAUCAGGACAAGCUGGUCUCCUUCUGUUAUGGACGGCCGCUGAUGAUCCAUAUGCAUGAUACCGACGUUCAACCGCUUUCACAAAGCGACUUUCCCGAAGAACACCCUGACAACAACAUCUUCAUCGAGAGGACCAAACUUUGCAUGAUUUUUGGUCAACUCGCCGAAGGACGAUACAAUCCCAACUUGAGCUAUGGAGAUAUCGUGCCUAUUGGACAAGCCUUUGAAACGUGGGUCUGCGAGUUGCCUGCCGAAUUGACUCUACAACACACAGACUCAAAACCCUAUCGUCGAGUAGUUUCCGAGCUGCACAUUUUAUAUUACGCUUGCUUAUUGAUCUACCAACUAUCCUUGAUGAAAGUGGAACCAGUCUCGAGCUCAGUCAGGGCUACGUUCGAAGAGUGCGUCCAGACGGCGUCACACAUGAUCCGUGUUUUCGAAGAGAUCCAGUGCAGAAACGACGUUUUGUAUGUGGCACCGAUCAACGCUUGGUUUUGUUACCUUGCCGGAGUGGUGCAAAUUCGCGCUCGCGCCACCUUUUCGGGCCAAGGAGGUGGGUUUGAUGACAACCUCGCAAUUGUCAGGACAGUCUUGCAGGAGCUGUCUGCAACUGUGCCAAGUUCCGCCUUGGUCCUCGGCAACCUCAAACGCGCGGAACUUUCUGGCGGAACUCUGCCUGGCCAAUAUUCUUCCCAUUCCGUCAACCCAUCCGCUGAUGGGUUAGCAAAUUCUGAAGCGAACAACGAAGAACACAUCACAACCGAAUCUCUCGCAGGUCCCGAUGGUCGCCGAAAUACUUCGAAUAUUCUAAGUGGUCUCGGUGAAGGGAUGGACAGCAGUUCCCUCUUUUUGCCCGGUGGUCUCAUUGCCGAUGGCAACGUGACUUUUGACUUUGGUGACGUUUUCGUUAAUCAAAUAUUUCAGUACCAGUGA